Molecule: messenger RNA, 1991 nt
Organism: Microplitis demolitor
Lineage: Eukaryota; Metazoa; Arthropoda; Insecta; Hymenoptera; Braconidae
Exons: 1
Coding region: 205-1449 (414 amino acids)
Source: RefSeq, marked provisional
CUAACAAUGAAGAUAAUUCAAGGUUGACGCAUUAAAUAUGAUGAUAAAAAAAACAUUACAUUCCAAGAGUAAUUGCACUAGCAUCCAACAACAGUUACUAUAGUUAGUCUUGACGUAACCGCUAAGCAGCGCAGUUAUCGUUCAUUAUAUCUCGCUUAAAGUGCAGUAGCGUAAUAUACUUGCAAAAAAUUUUAAAAAAGUGAAAUGUUUGAGCCAACUAGCAAAGAAGAAAUAAAAAAAUGGGUGGAAGAUAAUAUCAUAGACAAAGUUGUCCUAAAGCUAAAUAAACAAUCAUCUAAUGUGUCUUUAAAAAUUUCAUUUCCGGAAAAAAAUUUUUUGCUGUCAAGCAUAAUAUUUGCUGAACUUAAGUUCAAUAGUAGUUUGAAUCCAUUCGAAAAUGUAGAGGACACUGUGCAUUUAGUGAUCAAAAGACCAUCAAUUUUGGAACUGUCCAAUACUGUUUUACAUUUGGAUGCUUUAUUUCACAAUGAAAUUUUGUUUUAUGAAAAAUUUUUGAAAAAUGAAUUCAUUAGUAAAAAUGAGUUUCCACGUUGCUUUUACACAGCUGAAGAUAAAAGUGAUUUUGCACGUACAGUCAUUGUUAUGGAACACAUCGAAUACAUGGGUUACGAAGUGUAUUCAAAAAGCAGUGACGUACCCUUCGAAUAUAUUAUAUCAGCAAUGCAAGCAAUCGGUCGUUUUCAUGCAAUGGGUUAUGUAAUGAAAAUUAAUAAGCCAGCGAAUUUUAUGGAAAUAGUUAAUGAUCUUAAGGAGUACCGGUUUUUUCCUGAAGAAAUGUUCGGUAAUUUCAUAAAUUUGGUUUCAGUAAGACCUGUUGAGUGGUUGAAAAAAAAAAAUUAUGAUCCAAUUUUUGUUGAUAAAAUGGAAAAAUUUCUUACCAAUGCAUUCGACAAUGUAAUGUUUGAUGCUGUUAAACCAGUAGAACCACUGGCAGUACUUUGUCACGGUGAUUUUACAAAAAACAAUAUAUUUUUUCGCGAAACAAAUCGCGGUUUAGAAAGUAUGUUAAUUGACUUCGCAAUGUUACGUUAUUCAUCACCGAGUAUCGAUAUUUCAACUUUUUUGUACUUGCAUUGUUCAAGGGAAGACAGGAACAAAAGAUUUACGGAAAUAUUUAAAGCAUACCAUGAUGCGCUAAUUAAUUAUAUGCAAAAACAUGGAAUUAAAAAUUUGGAAAACUAUUCGUAUACAAAUUUUUUAAAUGAUUAUAAACGUCGUGCAAUGUUUGGUUACAUUAUUGCAAUAUUUUUCUUACCGGUAAUACGUGGAUUGUCAUCUUUGUCAGCGGAAGAAGCUAAAAAUUUUAAUCCCGAAGAAAUGUCGCAAAUGAUGAAAGAAGUGGGCGGGGAUGAUUUUUCUGAAGAAUUGGCAAAUAUUUUGUUAGAUAUACGAGAAAGUGGUUAUUUAGACCACGUACUGAAAGUUUAGGAUGAAAAAUGCUGUCAUUUGAUAAACUUUAUUUGUUUUUUGGAAAAUGAUCGAUUGAUGCAUGUUUUUUUUGUGAAUUUUUGCGUCACGUCGAUUAUUGGUGACAGACGCAGCUAACGGAGCAUAAAAGGAGGAUGGUUGCCAUUUACGUGACUACGUUAAGUUACAUAACGAUUUAUAAAGAUAUAUAUAUAUAUAUAUAUAUACAUAUAUCUAUAUAUACUUGAUAUAAGUGAACGGAAGUAGUUGCGGAAAUUUGAAAACGUCAUGUAAUGAGAUAGUGUUAAAUGAAUGUCAUGAUGAUCAUAAUGUAAUAAUAGUGAUACCACAUUUAUAUUUUUUUUUUUAGGAGAUAUUAAUAAAUAAUAUUUUUUAUUUUGUAUUCAAACGAACAAUAAAUCUACGCUAAUUACUUUUCAAUUAUCAUUUAUCAUUUUAAUUGCAUACAGGAGUGGAGUAAGCAAAAUGGGUUACCCGAAAAUUUUGAAAAAUUUUUUAUUUUUUGGAAAUAAAUUAAAAAAUGUUUUUUGUACAUGAAUAAA